Molecule: messenger RNA, 6925 nt
Organism: Gadus macrocephalus (Pacific cod)
Lineage: Eukaryota; Metazoa; Chordata; Actinopteri; Gadiformes; Gadidae
Gene: cabin1
Product: calcineurin binding protein 1
Exons: 36
Coding region: 233-6925 (2230 amino acids)
Biological process (GO): chromatin organization
Cellular component (GO): nucleus
Molecular function (GO): nucleosome binding; protein binding
Source: RefSeq, a predicted model, not a curated record
CAUGCUGCGGCUGUGAUGCUGUGACGUAGAAUACUAACGCUCACAACAACAAAGGAUGGCUCGGUAAAGUUUACACCACUCAUUUGGGCCCAUUCCGCCGUAUAAUCACGUCGGUAUCCGCAGUUUGCUCCACAAUCAGAGUCGCACUGAACCCAUGCAGCGACCGUGGAGGUGACCGCAUGAAUGAAAAGCCACUGCAGUUAGUUUGAAGCUCAGUUUCACUGUUAUCAAAAUGAUUCGAAUAGCAGCAUUAAAUGCAGCCUCGACAGCGGCUGAUGAGUCACAAGACCCCCAGAGAAGUCGCAAGAGUCAAACGAAGGAGGCGCAGGAAGCCGAAGCGUUUUCUUUGUACCACAAAGCUUUAGAUCUUCAGAAGCACGACAAGUUUGACGAGUCUGCCAAAGCAUAUCAUGAGCUCCUCAAGACACCGUUACUUAAAGAGGCCAAGCCCUCCGAGGACCAGCGGGUGGGGACCAAGCAUCCUGGGCUGAUGCUGAAGUACUCCACCUUUAAAAACCUGGCCAGCCUGACUGCUUUGCGGGACGAUCUGGAGACGGCGAUGGAGUUUUACCUGGAGGCCGUGAUGCUGGACUCCACCGACGUCAACAUGUGGUACAAGAUCGGGCAGGUGGCCGUGCAGCUGGUGCGCAUCCCCCUGGCGCGGCAUGCCUUCGAGGAGGGCCUUCACUGCAACCCCGACCACUGGCCCUGCCUGGACAACCUCAUCACCAUGCUGUACGCGCUCAGCGACUACACCUAUUGUCUGUAUUUCAUCUCCAAAGCGCUGGAGAAGGACCACUGCUACACUAAAGGCUUGGUGCUGAAGGAGAAGAUCUUUGAGGAGCAGCCCUGUCUGAAGAGGGACACCAUGCAGAUGUUCACCAAAUGUGACAUGUCUGUCCACUACGUAUCGGUGGAAGAGGAGGAGAGCCUCUCUCUGGUGCAGGAGGCCCUGGAGCUACGGAAGCGUAGACAGGCCCUGUCCCACCGGGAGCCGCAGCCUGACCUGCUCCUUGUCCAGCCCAUAAACUGCUUCUCGUGGAAGAACCUGGGCGAGUGCCUCCUCGCGAUGUACCGGCACCAGACCACGUGUGAACCGCCACAGCCCAGCCUGGGUCGCCGGGUGGACCUGUCGGAGUACCGCGACCCCGACUGCCUCCAGAAGCGGCCCCGGCCCAGCAGCCCCGUGGCCCCCGGCCUGAGCACCGUGGCCCCCGGCCAGAGCACCGUGGCCCCUGGCCUGAGCACCGUGGCCCCUGGCCUGAGCACCGUGGCCCCUGGCCUGAGCACCGUUCCCAGCAGUCCCAGCUCCUCCCUGCCCCCCGUGGCUCUGCCGGAGACGCUCGCCGCGCCCCAACCGGCCCUGGCCUCGCCGGCGCCGGCCCCUCUGGCCCCUCUGGCCCCGUCGGCCCCGCCCUGCUCGGUGCCGGAGCCGACCCCCAGCCACGCCACUGUGGAGGUCACCACCACCGCCGCCGUGGCCACCACCCCUCCAGCCAUGGAGCCCUCCCUGGCGGACAAGGCGAAGAAACCCCCCAAGAGGAAGCGCACCAUCGAGGACAGCGGCGAGACGGCAAAGCGGCGGUCGGCGCGCGUCCGCAACACCAAGUGCAAGAAGGAGGAGAAGAUCGACUUCCAGGAGCUGCUCUUCAAGUACCUGCCCUCGAGGCUCCGGAAGUUCGACCCCGAGGACGACGACGAGAGCCUGAGCAACAUGGAGACCCAGAGCGACGCGCAGGCCGACGCCCAGCUUCUCCACGGCAACGGCCUGUCAACGGCGGAUCUCAUCGAGUACAUGGAAUCCGAGCAAGAGGACGUCCACAAGUUCCUCCUCUCCAGCAUGAGCAACGGGGGGGUGCUGGACCUGAUGCUGCGCUACCUGAAGGCCGUGGGGCAGAAGUACCUGGAGGCCUGGCCCCGGGGCCUGGCCCCCGUGGUCCUCCAGGUCCACCAGACCUGGCGGAGGCACAGCGGGGGCCUGCCCAACCCGCUGCUCCGGGACUGCAGCAACCAGCACAUCCGGGAAAUGUUGGACAUGAGCUUAGCGGGUAUGGAGCUACAACUGGAGCAAUGGUCCCACACCAAAGGGAAGACCGUGCCUCCACGGUGGAGCGGCACGGGUCCGAACAGCGAGGCGGAAGACGCAGAGUUCCCCGGGCCGUUCUUCCAGAAGGAUCUGUUUGUGCUGGCCCUGGGUGCCUCCCAGUUGGAUCUGUUUGGCGAGGCCUGGCUUGAUGUCAUGGUGCGCGUCCACUGGCUCAAGGCGCGCUUCCUGGCCCUCCAGGGGGACAUGGAACAGGGCCUGGAGAGCUACGACGUGUGUACGAGUCUACUGCAGGGCAAAGCCAUCAGCCCCGAGGGGAGCCACUACACCAUCACCCUGCCCAACCUGCGCUCCGACGCGGUCAUCUCUGUCGAGGAGAUCGAGAAGAGGCUGAAGUCCCUGGAGCGCUGUCAGUCUCUGGAGGAGAUCCAGCGGCUCUUCGAGUCCGGCGACUAUGACUCGGUGGUGCGCCUGCUGCAGCCCACGCUGCAGUACGGCAGCCGCGGGAAGACCCUGGAGCUGGUCACCUCCGCCCCGGAGAGGCCUGUGCAGCUGCUGCUGCUGAAGGACUCCCUGCUGAAGAGCCGAGACUUCCAGCAGUGUCUGCUGUGCGCGGAGCUGUCCCUCAGCGAGGCCCUGCAGCAGCUGGCGGCCGCCGACGCCUCGCCGUCCGCCAGGGAGGAGUGGCUGGCCGUCAUCACCCAGCUGCUGGCCGCCAUCGAGGUCUGCUUCGCCGAGGACGGCGCGCUGCUCGCCAACGUGCCGCGCUCCUCCAGCAUGGCGCGCCUCGCCAACAACCUCAUCCAGCUCAUCGACCUCAGCAUGAACAUCCCAGAGGACCCCAAGGAGCCCUUCUUCUCCUCUGUGUUGCCCUGGAUCCUCCUGCACCACCUCAUCAAGCACGAGGAGGCCGCCUUCCACUGCAUGCUGAGGAAGCACGUCCCCCUGGGGGACGAGGAAGACGAGUCGGACACGCCCAUGCUGCCGUCGUCUCUGAUGCUGCUGAGCACGGCGCACGAGUACCUGGGGCGCCGCUCCGGCUGCUGCACCUCGGACGGCGCGCUGCUCAAGUUCUUUGUCAGCGUUCUGGAGAAGGAGCUUGUGGCCUCGUCGAAGGACGACUCCCAUCCCUACAAAGAGGAGCUGGAGAUGGCCUUGGAGCAGUGCUUCUUCUGUCUCUAUGGUUACCCCAGCAAGAAGAGCAAGGCUCGCUACCUGGAGGACCACUCCUCUCCACAGGUGGAGCUGCUCUGGAGCAACGCCCUCUUCAUGUUCCAGUACUUCAAGCCCAAGACGCUGCCCGAGUUCGACAGCUACAAGACCAGCACGGUGUCGGCCGAACUGGCCAACCUGCUGCGCCGCUUCUCCGGCAUCGCGCCGCCCAGCGACACGCCCACCCUCACCAUGGACGAGGUGGCGGCCUACAUCGAGGGCACCGCCACCAAGGCGCCGUGUCUUCCUGAGGGCGGGGCCCCGGCGCCUCCCAUCGUCAACGAGAUCUUCUACCUGCUGGCCGACUACCACUUCAAGAACAAGGAGCAGUCCAAGGCCAUCAAGUUCUACAUGCAUGACAUCUGCGUGUGUCCCGACAGGUUCGACUCGUGGGCGGGCAUGGCUCUGGCGCGGGCCAGCCGCAUCCAGGAGAAGCUGAACUCCAACGAGCUGAAGAGCGACGGCCCCGUGUGGAAGCACGCCCAGGCCGUGCUGGGCUGCUUCCGGCGGGCCCUGGAGAUCGACGUGUCCAACCUGUCGCUGUGGAUCGAGUACGGCACCAUCUCCUACGCCCUGCACUCCUUCGCCUCGCGCCAGCUCAAGCAGUGGCGCACGGAGCUGCCCCAGGAGGUGGUGACGCAGAUGGAGGACCGGAGGGACUCCAUGCUGGCGACGGCCUUCCAGUGUUUCCAGGGGGCGUCUCGGUGCGACGGGGACAGCGACGAGGAGGAGUGGCUGAUCCACUACAUGCUGGGCAAGAUGGCGGAGAAACGCAAGCAGCCCCCCAAAGAGUACCUGCAGCUCUACAAGAAGGCGGCGCACUAUUUGCACGAGGAGGCCGCGAGGUACCCACGCAAAAUCCACUACCACAACCCCCCUGAUCUGGCAAUGGAGGCCCUGGAGUUGUACUUCCGUAUGAGCGCCACCAUCCUGAAGCUGCUGGAGGCCGGCGGCACAGACCCGGACCACCAGCUGUUCUUCAGCGUGCUGGUGGAGGGGGCCAUGGGGCCCUUCGCCAGGGGCGAGGAGAAGAGCAUGCCCAGCAUGCCCAGGACCAAUGAGAAGGAGAAGCCCCUCUCCGUCAUGGACGAGGACUCCCGCUGUUCGUCGACGAUGGGCGCCGGGGCCCCCACCAGCGCCCCCGGCGCGCCGCCCGUACCCUCGCACGUUGCCACCCCAGGUCUGACAUCACCGCCUUACACGGCCACACCGGUGGACCACGAUUACGCCAAGCGUAAGAGUGUCCGGCGGCAGCAGCAGGGGGUGGAGGAGCGGCGGCAGCAGCGGCAGCGGCAGGAGGAGCAGCAGCAGGAGGAGCAGCAGCAGGAGGAGCAGCAGGGGCUGGAGCAGGAGCAGCGGCGGCAGCAGGCUGAUGCCUCCUCUGACCAUGAUUACUGCCUGCCCAGAUCUUCAAUGAUGCUGGCUUCCCUGAAUGAGCGCAGCCACGACAGCGAGCUGGUGCUGGUGCUGUCCGACUCCAACUCCACCCAGGACAUCUUCACCGACCCCGCCUCCUCCCAGGACAGCAGCCUGAAGAUGACCUCUGGGAAGGUCAGCUCCUCCUCGUCGGAGAACAACACGCCCCUGAAGGAGACGAGGGCCACACCGGAGGACCCGGCCCCCCACGGAGAGAAGGGCCCGUUGGAAGGACCUCCGGGGGUCCUGCAGGAGACCCCCGUCCCCCAGGGCGUGGCGGACCCCGUGUGCGGCCCCCCGCCUGCUGCCGACACCCCGCCCCCCGGAGCCCCCGGACCCUCGGACCCCCCAGGGGCCCCAGCCGCCGUACCCCCCCACACGGAGCCCUGCCCCCAGCCCCCGCCUGCGGCCGUCGCCGUCACCCCUCCCAAGCCGGCCCUCCCCCAGCCGGCCGCCCCCCAGACCCCGGCCAGCGACAGCAAGAAGAAGCCGGACCCCCCUCCCCUGGAGGCGGUGGAGGUCCCCAAGGCCCUGCCGGCCGAGCCGGAGGAGCAGCGCCGCCUGCUGGUGGAGCUGUGCGUGCGCGCCCUCUUCCUCUGCCUGGGCCGCUUCCCGCAGCACUACAAGAGCCUGUACCGCCUGGCCUUCUUCUACUCCAACAGCAAGACCCAGCAGAACCUACAGUGGGCCCGAGAUGUGUUGCUAGGAAGCGGUGUCCCAUGGCAACAGCUCAAGCACAUGCCAGCACAAGGACUUUUCUGCGAGAGAAACAAGACCAACCUGUUCAAUGGCAUCUGGCGUAUCCCGGUGGAUGAGAUUGACCGGCCGGGCAGUUUUGCGUCUCAUAUGAACCGCUCCAUCGUCCUCUUGCUGGAGGUGCUGUCUCAGCUCAAGGACCACGACACGCUCCUCAAGGUGUCCUUCAUGCUCCAGAGGAACCCCGACCAGGGAAAGAAAUAUUUGCGAGAUGUGGAUCGGCAGGUUUUGGCCAAGAGUGCAUUUUUCCUCACUGUAAAGGUGCUGGAGGACAGCCUGGACAGCCUCACCGGGGUGACCGAGCAGCCGUCCAAUCCGUCCGCCCCCUCCAUGGGCGAGAUGACCACGGCAGACUCCGCCCUCCGGCCCAGCGCCGAGGACGGCCAACACACGCUGCCCAAGAAGCCCGGCCUCACCGAGGGCCCCUCCGACACGCGGCCCUGCGAGGCCCCCGGCCGGGCCCAGCUCGGGGCACUCCAGCCGGGCCCGGAAACCCCGGACAAGGCCCUGGAACCCAAGCCCGCGACGGCGGAGACCGCGCCCUCGUCCGAAGGCCCCGGGCCCCAGGGGCCGGAGGAGCCCAUGGAGAUGGACCCUGGCCACUGGAGGAGGCCCUCGGCUCUCACGGAGACGCAGGGCCACCCGCCGGGUCCCCGGGCCCCCGGGGCUGCGGCGGAGCCCGGGGAGAAGGCGACGGACGCCAGCCGGACGGCGGACCUCUCCCUGGAGGAGCUGAGCAUCAGCUGCAGGCAGCAGCUGCUCAAGGCCCCGGGGCCCGUGGCCUUGGCCCACGGAGGGCCCCUGGAGCAGGGUCUGCUGCGGAGGCCCAACAGGAAGAGGAAGCUCCUGGAAGACGUGGAGUCUGGUAAAACACUGCUGCUGGACGCCUACAGGGUGUGGCAGCAGGGCCAGAAGGUGAUGACCUACGACCUGGCGCGCAUCGAGAAGAUCAUGUCGGAGACGUACAUGCUCAUCAAACAGGUGGAUGAGGACGUAGCCUUGGACCAAGCUGUCAAGUUCUGCCAGUUUCAGUUGGCCACAUCUGCCCAGAGACAGUCUGCCUACGACGCCCCGACCACGCCCAAGUUCGCCAAGGACCACCGGGACCUCUUCUUCCCCGGGGCCCUGUCCUCGCCGCUCCCCCUGGGCCACGGGGGCGUCCUACCACCCCCUGGCGUCCAGGAGCUCCAGGCCAGGGCUCUGUACGAGCCCCCGGGCAAGGUGGCCCGGCCCCUGGCCCGCGGCUACCAGGACCAGCCUCUGCCCCGGAGGCCCCCCACCCACCAGGCGACGGCAGCAGCCAUGGCCUUCCUGCCCCACACAGGUACCCCCAAAAGGCCUUCCUGCCCCACACAGGUACCCCCUAAAAGCCUUCCUUCCCCCUCACAGGUACCCCCUAAAGGCCUUCCUUCCCCCUCACAGGUACCCCCCAAAGGCCUUCCUGCCCCUCACAGGUACCCCCUAAAGGCCUUCCUGCCCCUCACAGGUACCCCCUAA